Drosophila guanche is the source of this 2760-nucleotide messenger RNA. Its product is annotated as PHD finger protein 12. Gene Ontology annotation, molecular function: protein binding; transcription corepressor activity. Gene Ontology annotation, biological process: negative regulation of transcription by RNA polymerase II. Gene Ontology annotation, cellular component: nucleus; Sin3-type complex. The transcript has 5 exons. The record is from RefSeq and is a predicted model, not a curated record. NCBI's taxonomy places the organism in Eukaryota, Metazoa, Arthropoda, Insecta, Diptera, Drosophilidae. Bases 111 to 2756 code for a protein of 881 amino acids.
ACAGGGCUGCAUGCGUUGUGUGGUCGGUAUGGCUUUCAACUCUUGUCAAAAAUUAGCGACAACAAUUUGUGUACAGAUAAUUGCUAAAGUUAAAUAAAAAAGUGUUAAACAUGUCGAAGGUGGACCAAGACGCCAGCACCUCGGCGAGCAUCAUGGAGCAAAUCAAGGUGCUCAUCGAGCCGCCACCCAACGAGGACGAGAAGGCCGUGAAGGGCACCACAAACACGAAGCAUCCGUACUACAGGCGCCCGGGUCGUGGCCACAAUCACGAUUAUUGCGAUGCCUGCGAGGAGGGCGGCAAUCUGCUGUGCUGCGACCGCUGCCCCUCCAGCUUUCACUUGCAGUGCCAUGAUCCGCCGCUCAGCGAGGAGGAUAUACCCAGCGGCCAGUGGCUGUGCCACAGCUGCCGCAUGGUGAAGGUUGUCCAGCCACGAUCCAAGGCAAAUUCCGUGGAGCGCGUUCCCUCGGGUGGGAGUGGUGGCUCGCGCGGGCACACACCCUCGUCGGGGGACCUGGAGUCGAUACCGCAGAAGAUCCGCAAUCUACGCAAGCGGAGCAACAGCGAGCGCAACAGCACCGAGAAGCUGCUGGCCAAGAUGCCGCGCGCCAUACAGCGUGCCCUCGAUCCCAAUAAGCGUCCCACGCCGCUGGACGACAUCAUACGCGCAGCGAGCAUGCUCAAUCCGCAGCAGUUCUCGCUGCCGCCCGAGCUGGAGCUGCACACGCAGUUCCCCGGCAACGGCAAGGUGCAGCCGGUGCAGCAGACGCAGCCGCAUGUGGGCAAUGGCCGGAACAGGGUGUCGGGGAAUCAGCGUCGCAACUCGAAGCCGUUCGAGCUGGAUGGGCAGGGACUGGUGCCGCUGCCGGCCAAGACAUGCUUCUACUGCAGCAAGUCGUGCAAGCGGGCGCCGCUGCUGUCGUGCGACUACUGUCCGCUGUUCUACCAUCAGGACUGCCUGGAUCCGCCGAUGACGGCGCUGCCGGCGGGACUCUGGAUGUGCCCGAAUCAUGCCGAGAACUUCAUACCUGCUCUCUCUCUCCAGGACGCCCACAUGACCACCAGCAUUUCGGCGACGGAGCGUGUGCGUCUGUGGAAUCGCUUCAACCAGCCGGUCGACCACGAGAGCGUCAAGAUGGAGUUCUUCCGCCGGGUGCACACCCGCCAUCCCCCCUUCCGCACCAAGACCACCGUCCGUACGCGCGCCCACAUCGAUGUCCCGGCCAGUGUCCGCCACCACUACGAGCAUCCCCCGCCACUGCUCCCCUCGAUGCGCCAGACACUGCGCUACGAUGGGGUGAAGCGUCGCAAGAAUCUACCCAAUUCCGUCGAGGAGAUAUCCAAGGAGACGGUGACCGAGUCUCUGCUCAAGGAUCUGGAGGCACUGCGCUCGGCCCAUGCCAAAUUCCGUGAGAUACAGCGGGAGUAUGGCAAUGGCCAGGACAUGGAGGACAGCGACAGCGACACGAGUCCAGACCCUGCAGAACCAGAGGCGGGUGCGGAAACGGCAGGGGCAAACGCUCCAGAUAAGCUGGAGAAUGGCACGACUGCCAUGGAGCAGGGAGGAGCAGGAGAACCAAAAGUGGAGGCCAUCAAGAUCGAGGAGCAGCCAGAGAAUCCCCAGCUGGACCUGAGCUUCGACGAGGAGGAGGAGGCAGACAGCAAGUCGGCGAUCAUCGAUGCAGAUCUGCGCCACCUGGACGUGGACAUCAUCAAGAAGCUGGCCCACCAGCGCCUGCAACAGCUUGUCCAGGAGCAUCCGGAGAUUGUCACACAGUACAAGAAUCGCACGGCCGCUCGACGUUUGCGUCAGCUGACGGCACAGCAGCAGCCGGCGGUGCCGUGCGUCGCACUGCAGGGCGAUCUGGCCCCCGAGGACAUGAAUCGUUUCUCGCUGCUUUUCACCAGCGAAACGUCAUCGAUACUGGCGCAGAAGAACGGCAAUGCCGCCGACGAGGAUCCCAUGAUGGCCCUACAUCCGGCUCUGGCCACAGCUGCGGCCAUUGCGGCUGCCGAUGCUGCCGCCGAGAGCUAUGUGCCGCGAGUGCGCAGCGAUGCGGAGAAGGCGUACGAGCUGGCCGCACGCCUCGAGCUGAAGCUGCUGCAGUGCAAGGUGCGUGCCCGUGCGGUGAUGACGCCCCUGGGCGAUAUGCUCGAGGACAGCCGCUGGUUCAGCUCGCUGAGCCUGGACCAGUCGAUCUAUAUGCGCUACCGCACCCUCUAUGUGGGCUAUGGGGGACACUUUACGCCCUCGACAUCGAUGUGCCACACCGAGACCGUUGAUCUCUCCGCCAUCGGCUACUGCAGCCGCAUCUCGCCCCAGCACGCCAUCAUAUUUUACGACGAGUUCUCCAAGUCCUUUGAGCUCAUCAACUACUCAGAGUUCGGCACGGAGGUCAAUGGGCAGCUGUACACGUGCGAUCUAACCGAGAAUGGCCGCACGAAAAGCGUCAAGCGCAUGCGGCCCGACGAUGCCGAUCUGAAGCGUCGCGUCGAUGAGAUCCUGGACAAGCGUCGCCACAUCGAGCGACAGUACGAGCCGAAAAAAUUGGGCGAGGAAAGACUGGUGGGCAUCGUGAAGCCUGCCUGCCGCUGCCAGGCGACGGGUGAGCCGGUGCCCAUGGUGCCCGGUGCUUGGGAGGGUGCCGCUGUGCUCGCUCAUGGCACGCUCUUGCGCUUUGGCUGCCUUGCGUUUGUCUUCUCAGUACCCUCGAAGGAUCUGCUGCAGGCACAGGCACGCGCCCAGCGACAGGCGUAGAACA